Molecule: messenger RNA, 1500 nt
Organism: Manihot esculenta (cassava)
Lineage: Eukaryota; Viridiplantae; Streptophyta; Magnoliopsida; Malpighiales; Euphorbiaceae
Product: cytochrome b561 and DOMON domain-containing protein At5g35735
Exons: 3
Coding region: 236-1384 (382 amino acids)
Source: RefSeq, a predicted model, not a curated record
CUGAUAUAAUUUCUCCAUGUUCCAGGCGGAAUUGGUCACAGAGACCUGAUUUCCUAGAAGCGUGUUUUCCCUUUUCAACUGCUACUAGGAGACUCCUCUAUUUAUACAAUACAUCUCAAGUUUCUGGAUCCGCACUCUCAUACCAAACAUCAAGGAUCAAUUUUAGCACAUACCCACGACUCAAUCCAUCGAGAUAUCUCUGCAAUUGAUAUCUUCUUUUUCCAUCUCUACAGCCAUGGAUAAAUCUUCGAGAACUGUUUUCUUCUCUUGUGUUCUGCUUCUCUCCUUAUGUGUUCCACCAUCUUUGGCUCAAACUUGCCGGGGCCAUACUUUCUCUACCAAUCAAGUAUUCACAGCUUGCAGCGAUCUUCCUGUAUUGAGUUCUUUCUUCUAUUGGAAUUACUAUCCAUCAAACCUCACUGCUGAUAUUGCUUUUCGCAAAGCUGGAGCAUCCACCAACACUUGGGUUGCAUGGGCUCUCAAUCCUAGUGGCCAACAGAUGGUGGGGUCACAGGCUAUUCUGGCUUUUCAUAACUCCAGCGGUGUCCCGACCGCUUAUACCACGCCAAUAACCAGCUUCUCCCCAUCGAUGCAACCGGGGAACUUGAGUUUUCAGGUCUCCAAUCUUAAAGCAGAGUAUUCAAAUGGCCAUAUGAUACUCUUUGCUACUCUGCACCUUACGAGUAGCUUGAUAUCGACCAACCAAGUGUGGCAGGAAGGUAGCAUGAGCGGAACUAGUUUUAAUUCUCAUGCCAUGGAUUCAGAAAACAGCGCAUCAGUAGGGACUAUAAAUUUUGAGACUGGAGCAACAGUUGCAGGAUCUGUCGGAACAAGCACUAAGAAGAAUGUCCAUGGAGCACUAAACGCAGUGAGCUGGGGAGUUCUGAUGCCAAUGGGAAUAAUGAUGGCCAGAUACUUGAAGGUGUUCAAGGUAGCAAACCCAGCUUGGUUUUAUCUGCAUGCAGCUUGCCAAUCAUCUGCAUAUAUUAUUGGGGUUGCUGGAUGGGGAACUGGUCUUAAAUUAGGCAGUGAUUCUCCUGGAAUCAAGUAUACCAAACACAGAAACAUUGGCAUAACCCUCUUCUCCUUUGCAACACUUCAGGUGUUUGCGUUGCUGUUGAGGCCAAAGCCAGAUCACAAGUACAGACUGUAUUGGAACAUCUACCACCAUUCCAUUGGAUAUGCAACCAUCAUUCUGAGCAUCAUAAACAUCUACGAGGGAUUUGACAUUUUAGAUCCUGAGAAGAAAUGGAAAAAGAUAUACACUGGAAUUAUCAUAUUCUUAGGUGCCCUUGCAGCUCUAUUAGAGGGUAUCACUUGGAUCAUUGUCCUCAGAAGGAAGAAAGCAGUCACCUCCAACAAGCAUGUCAUUGGGAGUGCUUAGGUUACAGCUGACACUUUAGGUUAUUAUUUUUUUUGUAGAGGUUAUUAUUUGUGUUAUGGGUACUUUGGGUUGAUUUAAGACUACAUUGUCAUUUGUUUCCAUCUUUUACAUUUGUU